Molecule: messenger RNA, 279 nt
Organism: Soboliphyme baturini
Lineage: Eukaryota; Metazoa; Nematoda; Enoplea; Dioctophymatida; Soboliphymatidae
Source: the annotation of a GenBank genome assembly
AUGUUGACCAUCGGUCAUUGCAACGUCGGAACCCGGCUGUUUUCAAGAAGGAACUACGACACGGCGAGUGCGGGAUGGAUAAAAUGCAUCUUCGUAACAGCAGUGCUAAAUGGCGAGGCAUGUGCGCUGCCACAAGCGCAUCGGUUCCGUGAACAGCUGCAUCGCGUCGUUGAAACUCUCCGGCUGUGGCGAGGCAACAGACAGCUGCCACCGUCGCGCGUCGUCGUUUACCGUUCAAACGUCGAUUGGUCGAAUAUGAGCCUCGACGAUGCGCACUGA